ACAUCCGGUCGAAGACUCGUCUGUUUCCUGUGUGAACUUCCAGAGACUGCACCGAGUGUGUAUAUAAAUAUAAAUAUAUAUAUAUAUUGAUAUAGAUGUGUGUGUACCGGGGGUAGCUCGGAGGGGCCACAGCCAGCAUGGUGAGGUGUGUGGUGUCCGGGUGUCCGAGCCGCUCGGCCAGCGUGACGCCGGGAGUCUCCGACCGACCACCGAAGAGGUUCUUCAGCUUUCCCACGGACCAGGCGCGGGUCAAGGUCUGGCUGGCUGCGCUGAGAGAGACGGACAAGCAGGACUGGACCGGGCAGCAUGUGAUCUGCGAGGACCACUUCCUGCCGGAGGACAUCUCCAGCAACAAGGUGGACAGCGAGGCCAUUCCCAUCAUGCCCCCUUACCUGGACGGAGGCCUGGGCCUGGUCAGCCCCUGGGGGGCCCAGUCCUCUGAGGAGGAGGAGCAGUGGACCACCGGAGGCCGUGAGGACGAGGACGAAGGUGGAGAAGCUCGUCCUGCUCCUGGUCCUCCACAGCAGGGACCUGCAGCCGGUUUGGAGAAUCCUCCGGAACCUGAGACAACCAGCGCUGCCCAGCCACAGAGGAAGAGGUCGAGUGGAGUUUCCAGACACGACACGUCUCUGGUUCUGCUGACUCAGGGUUUCCUGGAGCUGCUGCUGGCGGCGCCGGGCGGCUCUCUGGACAUCCGGCAGGUCGCCAUCAGCCUGAAGAUCCGCAAGCGACGCGUGUACGAUAUCACCAACAUCCUGAACGGCAUCAAACUCAUUCAGAAGGAGUCGGCCAACAGGAUCAAGUGGAUAGGAGAGAUUCCCAUCUCUAGCUUCCUGAGCAAGAACCAGCAGCGGUUCCAGAAGGAGCUGGAGAACCUGCAGCGGGUGGAGGACACGUUGGACGGCCUCAUCAAAAGCUGCGCUCAGCAGCUCUUCGACAUGACGGACGACCUGGAGAACUCUGCGUCAGCGUACGUGACCCUGGAGGACCUGGGCCGCCUCCGGGUUCUGCAGGACCAGACGCUGGUCGUCAUCAAGGCUCCGGAGGAGACCAAGCUGGAGAUCCCUGCGCCCAAAGAGGACAACAUCCAGGUCCACCUGAAGGCCGGGAAGGGUCCCAUCACUGUGGUGACCCGUGAGAUGGACUCAGUGGACGCCUUGACCUCUGACCCCGGGCGGACGGGAAGCGGCUUCUUUCUGACGCUGGAGGAGAGUCGGGUCAGGACGAGCGCUCUGUACAGAGGUGACAAAUCACUGAGUCGUCGUUUAGAGAAUAUUCACAUGAUCACUAAAGAGGGCGGAGCCAGUUUGAUUAGAUUAAACUUUAUUGUCCUUGUACCGAGACACAAAAGGCAGUUUAGCAUCUAACCACAAGUGCAAGAAAUGGUAUGUGUAUAUGUAAAGUGGAAUAUGUAAAUAAAUAAUAAAUGUACAGUUAGAAAUCGAUAUGGAAUAUGAACAUUUUCAUACAAGACUAGCAGCAAUAGAAGUAGGUAGAUAUGAUAAGUAUAUAUAAAGUGCAUGUAUAAGUAUAAGUAGUGGUAGUAAGUGAAAUGAAGUGAAUGAGGUCGUUGAUGUUGAAACGUGUUUUUAUGAGAGUCAGUGUCUUAGUUCUUUCUAAAGGACACAGAUAUUAAAACACUCAAAUAAACUGGGAACAGAUGAACAUGAGCCGACUGACCUGAGGUCAGUUGUCGGGGUAAAGACGAUGAUACUGUGUGUGUGUGUGUUUUUAUAUGACCUGGUAACUGUUAAACUUUCUGCUGUUCUGAGACCGUUGACGUGUCUGAAUGGGAUCAUACACCACCGCAUUUAAAUAGUUAUUCUUGUGUGAUGCACAUUGAUACUGACCUGUAUUUUAUUUUCAUUCUUAAUUUCAUUCUGUUGUUGUAGUGUCUUGAGCCCCGUGCAGAGCGAGCAGCCAGCCACCAGGAGGCGCCAGCUGUCCUCAGGGUUCAUGACCCUGAGGAGAUCCUGAUCCCAUGGUACCAACAGGAUUCAGAACCACAGGAGUGAAGAGUCCUCUGGUUUCAAACCGCAGAUGAUUACUGUAUCGUACUCUCUUACUGUAUCAUAGUUUAUUACUGUAUAAUAUUGUACAUGAUUGUGUUAUUUGGGACUGCUGUUAGUAAUAAAAACCUGUUUGAGACUGUGAA
Molecule: messenger RNA, 2155 nt
Organism: Pleuronectes platessa (European plaice)
Lineage: Eukaryota; Metazoa; Chordata; Actinopteri; Pleuronectiformes; Pleuronectidae
Product: transcription factor E2F6
Exons: 8
Coding region: 138-1367 (409 amino acids)
Biological process (GO): regulation of transcription by RNA polymerase II
Cellular component (GO): RNA polymerase II transcription regulator complex
Molecular function (GO): protein dimerization activity; DNA-binding transcription factor activity, RNA polymerase II-specific; RNA polymerase II cis-regulatory region sequence-specific DNA binding
Source: RefSeq, a predicted model, not a curated record